UAUGUUAGUCUAUGAUAUCACCAAUGAAAAGUCGUUUGAAAACAUUCGGAACUGGGUCAGGAACAUUGAAGAGCACGCCUCUCCAGAUGUUGAAAAAAUGAUCCUGGGGAACAAAUGUGAUGCAAAUGACAAAAGACAAGUUUCCAGAGAGCAAGGGCAGAAGCUCGCCGCCAGUUUUGGAAUUAAAUUUAUGGAGACCAGUGCAAAAGCCAACAUCAACAUCGAGAACGCAUUUUUCACUCUUGCAAGAGAUAUCAAAGCAAAAAUGGACAAGAAGUUGGAAGGCAAUAGCCCACAAGGCAGCAACCAGGGAGUCAAAAUCACACCAGACCAGCAAAAGAAAAGCAGCUUUUUCCGAUGUGUUCUUCUGUGAGGGACACGGCCUUAAUCUGAGUGUGUGCUCAGCCCAGCUGGACUGUGCCUGUGCUGGCUGAGCUUCCCUCUCUGCGGACUUGGCGUUUCCAACGUACCUUGUCACUUUGUGACCAGCUGGAAAAGAGACUCUUUAUUUUAGUAAUUGUCUGACUCUUCAAUUUUGGAGAAGAAACACGUUUAUUUUUGUCAGGUUGCCACUGGACGUGCGUGUGGUCUGGCAGAGGGAGUGCAGAGCAGGUGUGACCUGUGAGAAAGCAUCUUUGCUGACAGGCUUCAAUCUUUUUUGUUCAUUUCUGUAACGGAUCCAAAUCAGAAAGAUUGAGUUAUGAUCAAAAUAAGGAACUGAGAUGCCAACAAUAAAGUCCAGG
Merops nubicus (carmine bee-eater) is the source of this 743-nucleotide messenger RNA. RefSeq names its product ras-related protein Rab-8A. Gene Ontology annotation, biological process: protein localization to plasma membrane; Golgi vesicle fusion to target membrane; cellular response to insulin stimulus. NCBI's taxonomy places the organism in Eukaryota, Metazoa, Chordata, Aves, Coraciiformes, Meropidae. Gene Ontology annotation, molecular function: GTP binding; GTPase activity. The record is from RefSeq and is a predicted model, not a curated record. The transcript has 5 exons. Bases 2 to 373 code for a protein of 123 amino acids. Gene Ontology annotation, cellular component: endosome; synaptic vesicle; plasma membrane.